UUAACAUUAUCUCUUCCAUGUUCCUUGGGCUCCUGGACAUUUCAUUCAGACCUCCAAACUAGAAGACGAGGGUGCCCGUAUCAUUCGGGAAGACGAAAAAAAGAAAAAGGAAAAUUCUGAGUUAAAUACAGAAUAAAACACAGCAGAGAUUUUCGAUCGAGAAGAGGAGCAGAGAUGGCGAGCAGGACUGCGUUACGUUUCGUCUUAUUGGCAGAGCCCUGGCAACCCGUUUGUCUCAAUCAGACCUUCGUUCGGGCUUCAUUGAGGACCGGCGGGUCUUUCUCUUUUACGCCCAGGCUGAGCGGCAAAUCCCGGGACCCCAAGGCCCGAGGUUUUCACGCGGCCAAACGAACUCAACUCGAUUGCUCCCACAACGAAACCCCGUCUUCCUCUCAGGACGACCAGGGCCCGCCUCAAGAAGCUGUACUCAAAGCUAUUUCGGAGGUCUCUAAGACGGAAGGGAGAGUUGGACAAACCACAAAUGUGGUGAUUGGUGGCACCGUAGCAGACGAUUCAACCAAUGAAUGGCUCGCUUUGGAUCAGAAGGUGAACUCAUACCCAACAGUAAGAGGGUUCACGGCGAUUGGAACUGGUGGUGAUGAUUUUGUGCAAGCCAUGGUUGUCGCUGUUGAAUCUGUUAUUCAACAACCAAUCCCCGAGGGUCAUGUCAGGCAGAAAGUGUCAUCGAGAGGCAAAUAUGUAUCUGUGAACAUUGGACCCAUUCAAGUCAUUUCUAGUGAGCAGGUCCAAGCCGUAUACAAUGCCAUGAGGAGAGAUGAACGUAUGAAGUACUUUUUGUAGCAUGAAUUUUGUGUAGAUUGGCCGAUCAUCUAUAGCUGUAUGAUUGCCCCUUACCAUCAACUUCACUUUCUUUUGUUCUCAUUCCAUGUUAGCCCGGUAUGUUCUAACCCAUGAUAUCUCUGUAGGCAACAACUGGUGGGUAAAAAAUUAAUCUAGUGCAUAAGUUCAAGAUUUCUUUGUAAUUUUGAUCUUCCAUAUUAGAAAGAUAACAUGUGUCUCAAGCUCGGGAAAGAGUUUGUUGCUCUCUGCUUUUAGGCGUAAGAAGCUCUAGGUGCGCGAAGAUUGGCAAGAGUUGUUUGGGUGGCUUUGGAGGAGAAUGAGAUAUUAGAUCUGUUUAAUUCUUCUUCUGCUCAUUCCAUUUGAACAAAACCCCAAAUAUGUAAUUAUGUGUAGUCAUUGUUGCUGGUCUAAAUUUUGACACUUCUUGGCCUCAACAGAGCAAUAAAACAAUGCCAUGUCUUGCCUUUA
Juglans microcarpa x Juglans regia is the source of this 1269-nucleotide messenger RNA. RefSeq lists its product as uncharacterized. The coding region runs from base 175 to 801 and encodes 208 amino acids. The record is from RefSeq and is a predicted model, not a curated record. The transcript is spliced from 5 exons. NCBI's taxonomy places the organism in Eukaryota, Viridiplantae, Streptophyta, Magnoliopsida, Fagales, Juglandaceae.